ACAGGCAGGGAGUAGGUAAGUGAGAGCGGCACGGCCUGGUGGUUGUCUUAGUCCAAACCUGAUCCCCCCAACACUUGUCAGGACUCAGCUGUCAACAUGGUGGUAGUGGUGGCGGUGCUGGUGCUCAUGCUAGGGGCCCUAACUUCAGCACAAACCUACACAGGUUGUCGUGUGUGUCAGGAGUCGUGUGUCUCUGUGCCUCGCUCAGAUGGUUCCUGCCCAGUGUGUAUCUGUGAUGGGGUGGCCCUGGCAGACUGUCCCGCCAAUGUGACACUGGAGUGUGCGCCAGGCUGUACUGUUGGACCAGGACCCGACGGCUGUGGUGGCUGCGACUGUCCCCAGCCUGACCCUGUGGUGUGUCCUGCCCUCCAGUCAUGCUCCUCCGACUGUCAGACAAUCUUGGAUGACAACGGGUGUCCAGGAUGUGUGUGCAGCACCCCGAAGGUCAGCUGCCCUCCCGUCACCUGCCAUGAUGGAUGUACUAUGGAUUAUGACGAAGACGGUUGUCGCCGGUGCCGCUGUGAUGGUCCUGGCACCUGUCCAGCCGUACCUAGAUGUCUUCGUGGGUGUAUCAACAGGGACGACAACAGUGGUUGCUUUUUAUGUAACUGUACACUCGUCCCUAAAAAUCCGGUUGCUGCUUUUGAGCGCACACCAACACCAUUUGGUUUUGAAAUGUCCCCAUUUGAGCCAGAACCUCCAAGCGAAUUUCCGUUGAGGCCGGAGGUUUCAGUAGGAGCAGCACAACCAAAUCAGAACUCCUUCGCUGGUCCAGGAGCCCUGGGUGGUCCCUGGCCCCGGUGUCGCAAUGGGCAACGCUUACGAUGCCCGCCUGGAUGCCGUAUCGCCGUGGGUCGCCAUGGAUGUCGUGAGUGUUACUGUGGCGACGACGCACAUAUCUGCCCUAAGGUGCCCAGAUGUAAGAACCUCUGCCUGUUUCUCAGCCCCGGGGACAGAUGCUGCAAGUGUCAGUGCUCUCAACGACCACAAAAUGUAGGUUUUGGUGUCAGCGUAGGAAAUGGUUCGCCAUUCCCUUCCUUCAUGCCAUUCGGACCGUUUGGGCCCACCAGACCGAACAGUCCUUCCAACAGACGCACAGGAGUUUUGGGACUACCUUUUCUACCACCAUUCCUGGACAACGACGACACCAUCUUUGUUGAGUUCUUCUCGGACACAGCUUCUGGUAGUCCCUCAGUGGCGGACCCUUCAAACAGGCCAACCAAUCCGUACGAUGCACCGGGAUAUCGAAGACCAAAUGAUCCUUUCGCUGUUCCAUUUCCACCAAGACUUCCUGCCCCUGCACCAGGAUAUCCUGCCCCUGUACCAGGAUAUCCUGCCCCUGCAACAAGAAAUCCUGCCCCUGCACCAGUAAAUCCUGCCCCAGCACCAAGAAAUCCCUCCUUUGCACAAAGAAAUCCCGCUCCUGCACCAAGAAAUCCCGCCCCUGCACCAAGAAAUCCCGCCCCUGCACCAAGAAAUCCCGCCCCUGCACCAAGAAAUCCCGCCCCUGCACCAGGAAAUCCCGCCCCUGCACCAAGAAAUCCCGCCCCUGCACCAAGAAAUCCUAAUGUUGCACCAGUGGAUCCUGCAGCUGCACCAGUAGAUCCUGCAGCUGCACCAGUAGAUCCUGCAGCUACACCAGUAAAUCCUGCAGCUGCGCCAGUAAAUCCUGCAGCUGCACCAGUAAAUCCUGCAGUUGCACCAGUAGAUCCUGCAGCUGCACCAGUAGAUCCUGCAGCUGCACCAGUAGAUCCUGCAGCUACACCAGUAAAUCCUGCAGCUGCGCCAGUAAAUCCUCCAGCUGCACCAGUAGAUCCUGCAGCUGCACCAGUAGAUCCUGCAGCUGCACCAGUAGAUCCUGCAGCUACACCAGUAAAUCCUGCAGCUGCGCCAGUAGAUCCUGCAGCUGCGCCAGUAGAUCCUGCAGCUGCGCCAGUAGAUCCUGCAGCUACACCAGUAGAUCCUGCAGCUGCGCCAGUAAAUCCUGCAGCUACACCAGUAAAUCCAGCAGCUACACCAGUAAAUCCUGCAGCUGCACCAGUAGAUCCUUCAGUUACACCAGCAGAUCCUGCAGCUGCACCAGCAGAUGCUAAUGUUGCACCAAUUGCUCCUGCUGGCACAGGUGUGGAGUAUCAAACAGCAGUGUGACUCCGAGUCCUUCCCCGUCCAGCCGCCUCACCCCUCUUGUGACGCCCACAACCUCACCCACAAAAUCGUCUCCUGGUAUAAUUUGUACAUUUUCCCACUUAAGUCACAUGUCAGUCAGGCUGUUUUAAUGGAUCGUAAGUUUUGAAUAUAAUCACUUUUUUUCUGUACGAUUUGGCAAUAAACUAUUGAGCUAAA
Homarus americanus (American lobster) is the source of this 2343-nucleotide messenger RNA. Its product is annotated as nascent polypeptide-associated complex subunit alpha, muscle-specific form-like. The record is from RefSeq and is a predicted model, not a curated record. Lineage: Eukaryota; Metazoa; Arthropoda; Malacostraca; Decapoda; Nephropidae. Bases 97 to 2148 code for a protein of 683 amino acids. The transcript is spliced from 4 exons.